Messenger RNA from Peromyscus maniculatus bairdii (prairie deer mouse), 1585 nucleotides. Lineage: Eukaryota; Metazoa; Chordata; Mammalia; Rodentia; Cricetidae. The record is from RefSeq and is a predicted model, not a curated record.
AUGAGUGAUUAUCAUGAAGCCAAAACCCUGGCGCUCAGUGCACAACUUGCAGGCAGCCCAACAGGAAUCUACAGGAAGCCUUUCCUCUUGGCCUUACAACCUCCCCUGGUGAAUUUAGGAGAGAAGGUGACACUGGAAUGUCGAUCAGAGAUUAUGUUUGACACCUUCAUUUUGACUUCCUAUAAAAAUGGAACAAUCAAGGACUCUUUCAAACUUUCUGCAGAACAUCAUCGUUGGAAUUUCAAGGCCAAAUUCUCAAUAGGUCCUGUGACACCUGACCAUGCUGGAACUUACAAAUGCUAUGGUUCUUACAAUCACUCACCAUAUGAGUGGUCAGACUCUAGUGACCCCAUUGAUAUAAAGAUCACAGGUUUAUACAAGAAACCUUUUCUGUCAGCUCUGAUGGGUCCUGUGGUGAUGUCAGGAGAGAACAUGACCUUGUCCUGUGUCUCUGACCUUCAGUUUGACAUGUUCCAUCUGUCCAGGGAAAAGGUACCCAAGAAACAUGGGCUGCCUUCAGUGAAGAGCCACAAUGGAACAUUCCAAGCCAACUUCCAUCUUGGUCCUAUGGUCCAGGCUGGGUACUAUAGAUGCUAUGGCUCUUUCAGGAACUCUUCCCAUUUGUGGUCAACCCCAAGUGACCCUUUGUACCUUCCUGUCACAGGCCUCUUCCUAGUCCUCAGGACAUUGGCACAAGCAGGAUAUCAUGACAAGCCUUCACUCUCAGCCUGGCCAAGCCAUGUUGUUCCUUUGGGACAGCAUGUGGAACUUCGAUGUGAAUCUCCUAGUGACUAUUACACAUUCAAGUUGUACAAAGAACUUGGUAAUCCUAUCCCUCACAUCCAGGGAAGACCAUUCCAGAAGAAAUUUGUCUUUGGACCUGUGACAUCAGAACAUGCAGGGACAUACAGAUGCUAUGGUUUCAAUGAUAAUUACCCUAUUAAAAUUUCAGCCAACAGUGACCCUGUGAAGAUCAUAAUUUCAGGAGUCUACAGGAAGCCUUUCCUCGUGGCCUUACAACCUCCCCUGGUGGAUUUAGGAGAGAAGGUGACACUGGAGUGUCGUUCAGAGAUUAUGUUUGAAACCUUCAUUUUGACUUCACAUAAAACUGGAACAAUCAAAGACUCUUUCGAGCUUUCUGCAGAACUUUUUCAUGGAGGUUCCCACGCCAACUUCUCAAUAGGUCCUGUGACACCUGAUGAUGCUGGGACAUACACAUGCUAUGGUUCCUUCAAUCACUCUCCAUAUGAGUGGUCUGAAUCCAGUGACCCCAUUGACAUAAAGAUCACAGGUUUAUACAAGAAACCUUCUCUGUCAGCCCUGAUGGGUCCUGUGGUGAUGUCAGGAGAGAUCAUGACUUUGUCCUGUGUCUCUGACCUUCAGUUUGACAUGUUCCAUCUGUCCUGGGAAGGGGUACCCAAGGAACAUGGGCUGCCUUCAAUCCUGAACCACAAUUGGACAUUCCAGGCCAACUUCCAUCUUGGUCCUGUGUUCAAUGCAGGGAACUAUAGAUGCUAUGGCUCUUUCAGGAACUCUUGUCAUGUGUGGUCAACCCCAAGUGACCCCUUGUACAUUCUUGUCACAG